UUAUUUCAAUUAUUUCGGCUUGAGUUGACUUUUCAAUUCUCAUGAAAUGAAAGAGAAGCACUUUCAGCACAAGGAGUGGAAUUCCACUUCUAAUUCCACUUCUGUGUACUCCUAUACCAGUUUAGCAUUCAUGAUAGAAAGUUUUAGCAUUCCUGAAAGAUCACUGAAGAAUCAGACAUUGGAGCCAGGUAUGGACAAUGUUGGGAGUAUAAUGGACAUUGUGGAGAGGUUCAAUAAUUUUGACAGCCUUGAUGAUAAGAUGAACAGAAUGAAAAGAAAACUGAUAGAACUAGAAAGUAAAGAAUAUGAUAUCAGUGAAGAGCUAAAAUAUGCGGAGUCGUUGUUGUUAAAGAAACGGAAGAGAUCUGUUGAAAAUUGGUUGAGAAAUGUUGAAAGCAUAAAAAGCCAAGUUCAACAAAUAGAACAAAAAGUAGAAGAAAGAAAAUGGCACACAAAUUUACUGCUGAGGAAUAGUGUAGAUACACUUAUAACAGAAGUAAGAGAACUUAUUGAGCAGAGUAACUUUGCUGAAGGACUCACUCUUGAAGCAUAUGAGAACAAUAGAGAAGUUGCAUUGCUAACAAGAAAAUUAGUGGGCCAAAAGUUUCAACAAAACAAGAACAUGAUUUGGGAAUGGUUGAUGAAUGAUAGCAUCUCGAUCAUUGGCAUAUAUGGAAUGGGAGGAGUUGGGAAAACGACCCUUGUUACACAUAUUUACAACCAACUUUGUAACCAUUCAGGGAUUUUUGCCUUUUGGUUUACUGUAUCACAGGAUGGUAGCAUCCAUAAAUUGCAAAAUGAUAUUGCAAAAACUGUAAAUCUAGAUCUUUCAAAAGAGAAUGAUGAAAGAAAAAGAGCAGCCAAACUAGCAGAUGCUUUGACAAGAAGAAAUAAUUGUGUACUAGUUUUAGAUGAUGUAUGGAAUCAUUUUCUUUUUGAGAAUGUGGGAAUUCCGGUUGGUGUAGGAUGUAAGGUGAUUUUGACAAGUCGAUCAUUAGAGGUUUGUAGAAGGAUGGAUUGCCAAGAGAAGAUUAAAGUGGAACCACUUUCUCAUGAAGAAUCUUGGGAAUUAUUUAUGGACAAACUUGGAUAUGGCACAGAACUUUCUUGUCAAAUCAAAGGAAUUGCCAAGUCUCUCGUAAAGGAAUGUGCUGGUUUGCCACUCGGAAUUAUUUCAAUGGCAGGAUGUAUGAGAGAAGUAGAUGACAUUUGUGAGUGGAGAAAUGCAUUGGUCGAGCUGAAAGAAUGUAAAGGAGGUCAUGAUGAUAUGAAAAGUGAGGUUUUUCAUGUACUAAGAUAUAGUUAUGACAAGUUGAAAGAUUAUCCAGAAAUUCAACAAUGUUUUCUAUAUUGCUCAUUGUAUCCUGAAGACUAUAAAAUUAGAAGAGAUCAGUUGAUAGAGUUUUUCAUUGAUGAGAGACUUAUUGAAAUGAAUGACAGGCAGGCUGAGUUAAACAGAGGGCACACUAUACUGAAUAAACUUGAAAAUGUUUGCUUGUUGGAAGGUGGAACAAAUUAUAUUGGACAAAAGUAUGUGAAACUGCAUGAUAUGGUAAGAGAUAUGGCAAUCCAAAUCGCAGAAACAAGUUCACCAUUUAUGGUAGAAGCUAGAGUGGGACUGAAAGAUUUACCAGAAGAAGAAAAAUGGAAAGAAGAUCUUGUGAGAGUUUCUUUGAUGCGCAACAACAUCUUAAACAUUCCUCCAACUGCAUCUCCAAGGUGUCCUAGACUUUUAACAUUUCUUCUUCGUGGGAACCGUAACAUAACUAGCAUACCAGACUGUUUGUUUGCACAUAUGAAUAGGCUCAAUGUUCUUGAUCUUUCCCAUACUAACAUUGAAACUCUGCCUGAUUCAAUCUCUGGCUUAAGGAGUCUCACUUGUUUACUGCUUAGAGAUUGUACAAGAUUGAAGUAUGUGCCUUCAUUGGUAAAACUUGAAGCGUUGAGGAGGUUGGACUUCUACAACACCGCAAUCACAGAACUGCCCCAUGGCAUGGAAAUGUUAGUCAAUCUGAGAUACCUCAAUCUUGACGCGAAAACUCUAAAGAUGAUACCUGAUGGUAUUUUUCUAAAACUUUCCCAUCUCCAAUAUCUUGUAGUUCAUGAGCUCAAUUUAUCUGCAGCAAAAGUCAGAGUACAGGAGAUACUUGGUUUGAGAAAGCUAGAAACUUUCAAAGGGCAGUUGCAUGACAUCAAUACCUUGAAUGCAUAUGUAAGAUCUCGGGAUGAUGGAGGCCCCAAUAACUAUCUGCUUCUAGUGGGACUUGGGCGCUUGAAAUCAAACUUUUUGUACGGUAAAGCUGUCUGCUUACAUCAGUGCAAUAUCAGCAAGAGCAUUGGAGGAGAAGACUUGCUUGAGCUCCCUAAAGAUGUCAUGUCCCUAUAUAUUCAACAAUGCCAUGAUGUAACAAGUUUAUGUGAUGUUUCAUCAUUGAAAAAGACAACUAAACUAAGGAAUUGUCUCAUUGAGGGUUCUAAUGGGAUGAAGCGACUGAUUUGUUCUUCUUCUUGCAGACUUAAGCUUUUAAGAACUCUCGAAUCAAUAUAUCUUACAGAUUUGAUGAAUUUAGAGGUUUUGAUUGGGACAGAUGGAGAUGCACCAUUAGUGAUCCGAAAAGGCACUUACUUUUCGUGUUUAAAAGAGUUUUCCAUAUUUGGAUGUCCAAAAGUAAAGAGUUUAUUCAUGCCUGCAUUGCUGUUGAACCUCCAAAACUUGGAAAAAUUGCAAGUUCAUAAUUGUGAGGAGAUGGUGGAGAUAAUAGCAGAUACUUCUGAAGAAGAUAAAGAUUGGGAAGCGACAAAUAUGAUCAUCAUAUCAAGUCUCCAUAAGUUAAAGGAUUUAAGGUUGGGGAACCUUCCAAAUUUGAAGAGCUUCUACAACACUAGGAUCAAAAUGUCUUCGGAUUCUCUCCGACACUUUACGGUGGUUAAUUGUCCAAAGCUAAAGAGGAUCCCUCUACUUGAUGCAGCAUCAUCUUCUCCUCCAUGUCUUCAAAAGGUAAGGGUGCAUAAAAAUUGGUGGGAAUCACUGGAAUGGGACCAUCCCAACACCAAGAAUGUUCUUCAACCGUUCUGUGAAUUUUUUAAAGAAAAGAAAGGCAAUUGUUCCUAAUAACUGUAAGCCGCUUAGAUUAUACAUUGGCCGGAUUUCCCUGUAAAGUUUUUUCCAUCCAUGCUUUUCGUUUAUGACUCAUUGGCUGGCAGUAAUUAGAAGAUGGAACCUUGUCAAAUGAUCAAUUGUAUUCUUAUGUUAUCUGAUAGAUAUAUAUAUUUUUUAAUAUUUUUUAUGGUCCCUCUGAUCCCAUUUUUCUUCAUUAUUCAUCUUUUCUGAUAUGAUUUAUUGCCAUGAACUAGGAUAUUGAUUGGCCAACUGAAGAUCUGUAAUUUUGAUGGACAUGCAUAAGUUUAACUCUUUCAUCUUUGAGAACCUGGCAAGUCUUUUGGUUAUGGAUAUUAAAU
Molecule: messenger RNA, 3459 nt
Organism: Ziziphus jujuba (common jujube)
Lineage: Eukaryota; Viridiplantae; Streptophyta; Magnoliopsida; Rosales; Rhamnaceae
Product: probable disease resistance protein At4g27220
Exons: 5
Coding region: 47-3112 (1021 amino acids)
Molecular function (GO): protein binding; ADP binding
Source: RefSeq, a predicted model, not a curated record